GCAGGCGCGCGGGCGGGAAGAUGGCGGCCGGGUUCAAAACCGUGGAACCGCUGGAGUAUUACAGGAGAUUUUUGAAAGAGAACUGCCGUCCUGAUGGAAGAGAACUUGGUGAAUUCAGAACCACAACUGUUAACAUAGGUUCAAUUAGUACGGCAGAUGGUUCCGCUCUAGUGAAGCUGGGAAAUACUGCUGUAAUUUGUGGAGUCAAAGCGGAGUUCGCAGCACCCCCGCCAGACGCCCCUGACAAAGGGUAUGUUGUUCCCAACGUGGACCUCCCACCGCUGUGCUCGUCCAGGUUCCGGUCGGGACCCCCUGGAGAAGAGGCCCAGGUGGCCAGCCAGUUCAUUGCAGAUGUCAUUGAGAAUUCACAGAUAAUUCAGAAAGAAGACUUAUGCAUUUCUUCAGGAAAGCUCGCGUGGGUCCUGUACUGCGAUCUCAUCUGCCUCGACUACGACGGGAACAUUCUGGAUGCCUGCACAUUUGCUCUGCUGGCAGCUUUAAAGAAUGUACAGUUGCCGGAAGUUACUAUAAAUGAAGAGACUGCUUUAGCAGAAGUUAAUUUAAAGAAGAAAAGUUAUUUGAAUAUCAGAACUCAUCCAGUUGCUACCUCCUUUGCAGUAUUUGACGACACUCUGCUCAUAGUUGACCCUACUGGAGAAGAAGAACAUCUGGCCACCGGAACCCUAACAGUAGUCAUGGACGAGGAUGGCAAGCUAUGCUGUCUUCACAAACCAGGUGGAAGUGGGCUGACUGGUGCUAAACUCCAGGACUGCAUGAGCCGAGCAGCUCUAAGGCACAGAGAAGUAAAAAAACUGACGGAUGAAGUAAUGAAGAGUAUGAACCCCAAAUAAACAACCACAUUUUCAAAACAUUUGUAAAAACUAUAUUUGUUACACUGUGCACAAACCUUUUAUACUAAAUAAAUACUGAACUACAUCCUUCUGAAA
This is a messenger RNA of Molossus molossus (Pallas's mastiff bat), 947 nucleotides long. RefSeq names its product exosome component 8 (gene EXOSC8). The coding region runs from base 21 to 851 and encodes 276 amino acids. Gene Ontology annotation, cellular component: cytoplasmic exosome (RNase complex); nuclear exosome (RNase complex). NCBI's taxonomy places the organism in Eukaryota, Metazoa, Chordata, Mammalia, Chiroptera, Molossidae. The transcript has 11 exons. The record is from RefSeq and is a predicted model, not a curated record. Gene Ontology annotation, biological process: U1 snRNA 3'-end processing; nuclear polyadenylation-dependent mRNA catabolic process; TRAMP-dependent tRNA surveillance pathway.